Molecule: messenger RNA, 586 nt
Organism: Trematomus bernacchii (emerald rockcod)
Lineage: Eukaryota; Metazoa; Chordata; Actinopteri; Perciformes; Nototheniidae
Product: probable C-mannosyltransferase DPY19L1
Exons: 3
Coding region: 27-341 (104 amino acids)
Cellular component (GO): nuclear inner membrane
Molecular function (GO): mannosyltransferase activity
Source: RefSeq, a predicted model, not a curated record
CACACAGAUGGCCAGUCCGCCCCUGCAUGGGACACAAACCGCAGUCUCUUGGGGAGAGAACCAAGCUGGUGUACUCCAUGUACAGCCGCAUGUCUGCAGACACAGUGAAGGGGAACCUGAUGACGCUGGGGGUGGACUUCUUCGUCCUAGAGGAUUCCUGGUGCACCCGGAGAACCAGGCCCGGGUGCAGCAUGCCUGAGAUCUGGGACAUUGAGGAUUCCCAAAACGUGGGUAAAGUUCCCCUUUGCACCCACAUGUCCAGAAGCUCACGACCCCACUUCACCACAGUCUUCUCCAACGACAUCUACAAAGUUCUAAAAGUCUCCAAAGAUCUCAGAUAACACAGUGAGAUGGACUAGUUCAGCACCUGUUGAUCUUUCACUAGGUUUUGAUCAGUCACUGCCAUUGCUGCUUUUUACUCGAAGCCCAACGGUCCCCCCUCUUUGCGGUGCUGUGAUUCACUGAGCGGUUGGACAUUUCGCCCUGACUUCUCAGUAUCUGUGGACUGUUGCCAACCAUCUUUACUGCUGCAUUGUUUUCAUACAGCAAUGUUUCCAUUACACCAAAAGGUUUCCGAGCUUUUUAU